Amblyraja radiata (thorny skate) is the source of this 1249-nucleotide messenger RNA. RefSeq names its product class II histocompatibility antigen, B-L beta chain-like. The transcript is spliced from 5 exons. Bases 297 to 1145 code for a protein of 282 amino acids. Gene Ontology annotation, molecular function: endogenous lipid antigen binding; lipopeptide binding; exogenous lipid antigen binding. Lineage: Eukaryota; Metazoa; Chordata; Chondrichthyes; Rajiformes; Rajidae. The record is from RefSeq and is a predicted model, not a curated record. Gene Ontology annotation, cellular component: external side of plasma membrane; membrane; MHC class II protein complex. Gene Ontology annotation, biological process: antigen processing and presentation, exogenous lipid antigen via MHC class Ib; positive regulation of T cell mediated cytotoxicity; immune response.
UGCGGAGGGGCGGCGAGGGGCGGCCAUUGGCACCCGGGCGUCGAGCGAAGCCGGCGAGAGGGAAGAAGGCGGGAAAGACGGUUGGAAGCGGCGCACGUCUCCAACCGCCCGCCGGUUCAAACCCCGGCGGCAGUUGCCAGGGAGAACCGGUACCGCUCGGCCAAUCAGCGACCCCUCGGGGCUGUUGCCAGGUGAAAAAGCCCCCGCUCGGCCAAUCAGCGACCUCCAGGGGCUGUUGCCAGGUGAAAAAGCCCCGCUCGGCCAAUCAGCGGCCCGGUUGAGGUCUUCCAUCCAAAAUGAGGGGCAAUGGACGGCGGCGAUGGCCGCGGGGGAAUGGCGGUGGCGUCGCUGCUGCAGCCGCCCUCUCGCUGCUCUUCCGCUUCUUCAUGCUCGACUCCGCGGCUCUGGGAAUGCACGUGGGCCAAAUGAGCUUUUCUAGCACUGGGGAAGAUUUCACCCUGGCGGUCCUGCGAUUUGCAUUCGACGGCGAAGAGUUCAUCCGCUUCGAAUACUCCUUGAACAAGUUUGUAGCCAAACACCCCCUGGCGGAGCCAUACGCCGACGAGCUGAACAAAAAUGAGAGAGUUAUCAGAAACGUUGCCAGCACCAUUCGUGGCUUGCCGUUGAUCUCGCACAUAGUUAAAGAAGGCAUCCGAGCUGAGACAGCGAAGCCUGCGAUCACGAUAACCUCAAGGCGUCCAAAUGCACAUGGACUUCCCUUGGUCCUGACCUGCAGAGUGGAUGGAUUUUACCCGAGGGACAUCACUACCACCUGGCUGUGGAACGGCAAAGACAUCGACCAAGAGGUGCUGAGGAGCAACAUUCUGCCCAACUUUGACGGGACAUUCCAGAUGCGGCUACAGCUUAGUGUUGACCCCAGCAGAAUCGGUGACACCUAUUCCUGCCAAAUCACACACAGAAGCGUGCCUGACAACCUGACUGCAGUGUGGGUUCCCCAGAAUCAAAACGUACCAGUCUAUGGAUAUGUGGUUGGAAUAAUGGCUGGAUUAGUCGGUAUUCUGAUUGCUGUAUCUGGAGGAAUCAUGAGAUGGAAAGUUGUCCGUGCGCCGCGUGAAGAUACCCAACUUUGUGAAGACAUCACAUCUUUGCCGAGCCCCGUCCCUGCAAAUGUGUCAGAAGUUUAAAAACGAAUCGUCCCAUUUGCACGGCAAAUAAAAUCCAGCGACCAGCCUCUUGAAGACCUCAUGUUUAAACUGACGUGCUAACAUGCAUGGGCGGAAAUCCUGGU